CGUCGUCGACCGCCACAGUGUUAUUAUUAUUAUUCAUCGUCGUCGUCGUCGAAGGCCAUUGCCGCCGCCGCCGCCGCCUCUGUCCGGCCCGAGAGUUCGUAUAUUCCGGUUGCACACGGUCGACCGCCGACGCCACUCAUUCGUCCGGUCAGUAUCAAGUCGGUAGAACGUAUCCCGCGCGCGCGCAAACGAUGGUUCGACGCGGACGCGAUUGAUCGAACAGUUAUUCAUUUAUAAUUCAGUUCUUAUUCUCGCGUAAACGUGUGUGUGGUUUUUUAUUUAUUCGUUUGUUUUCCAUCAACAAGUUGAAAGUUGGACUGUUGGACGACUUUAAUAGUCUUGACGAUUUGCCCGCAAGGACAAUACUAUAUAGUGCAACGCCACUAAGAUACUAUACGCGACACUUCAUCUACGCACAGCGUACAUAAUAUAAUAUUCUUCUUCGUGACACAUCGCGGCCUGCUGCAUUGCGCGAUGAAUACCAGCCGGCACGCGGUCGCCGCCGUCGCCGCCCUGGCGGUCGUCUGCUGUUCGAUGCUCGCUGUCCGCGGCUACGAGUCCGGCGCGCCGGUGCUCACGUGUCGCACCAUGAUCCCGGGUCAUGGCAAGGCGGCCCAGGUGUCUGCCGCCCCGUACAGGAUCGUACCGUCGGAGAACGUCACGUCGUCGAGGAUCCGCGUCACCCUAACCGCGCCGCGGCCCAACGACUACUUCAUCGGGUUCCUGAUCGAGGCCCGAGCGCCCGGAACCGGCGAGGAUGCCGUCGGGUCGUUCAUCCAGGUGCCGCAGGACUCGCAGACGCUCGACUGCAACGAAGUGACCAGUUCGGGCGUGACGCAUAGUAGCAACACGAAAAAGAAAUCUGUAGAAUUUGAUUGGCAAGCACCGGAAAACUUUAACGGACCAGUGAAUUUCGUGGCAACGGUGUUACUUGAUUACGCGACAUUUUGGGUGGGCAUUACUUCGACUCCAGUUCAGGUUAGCAGCGCAAAAGGUGGGCCUUCGAUGGCCGGACCUACCGAAAUCAGCAGAUCAGAAAACGGUCUCAAAGAAAUCGAGGCAAACAUUUACGAUGGUUGUGGAAAAACUAAAAACUGCGUCGGAGCCCCUCUUGGUUGCAUCCAAAGUAUGAACUGCCGAGCAGUUGUCGCCUUGAUGCCCUGGAAUGACAAAUAUCAAUUUGAAAUGAUGGCCCGUGACAGCCAAUACGUGGCUUUUGGACUUUCAGACGACAACAAAAUGGGAGGCGACGGCGUCGUUGAAUGUGUUCACGAAGAGAGUGGUCGGAGCAAUAGCGUGAGUGCUUACAAAUCGUGGAACGUGCCCAAUCGGAAGCAAAACCGACGCGUCGAGGACUUGUCGGGUGUAAAUUUAGAUAGCGCCUCGAUCAUCGACGGUGCUAUUUACUGUAAGGUCGUCGUGGAUCCCGUUUUAAAAGUUGAAGACAGCACAUAUGACCUGGACAACAACGACUAUUUUGUCCUCCUAGCCGCCGGUGCCUCGUUGAAAACGUUCAGCGUUGGUUACCACGACGUAGCGUUCAUAAGUAGCGCCGACAAGAGGAAACUCGGUCAGCUGAGAGCGGCUCGUGUAAUGGACCCGUUUUACGACAACUGUGGUCAGACGAAAACGUGCUUCGGGUCGCCUGAUGGUUGCUUGUCGACCCAGGACUGCGCUGCAGUGACGGCCGUCAAAGUCGAAGGGACCCGGUACAUGUUUGAAAUGAAAGCUAGGAACGCUGCCUAUGUGGCCGUCGGUAUCUCGGACGAUCAGAAGAUGGGAGGAGACAGCGUUAUGGAAUGCGUUCACGAAAACGUUGGCACGAACCUGGUCAAAGCUUACAUGUCAUGGAAUGUUCCUAAUCAAAAGAGCAACAAACGGUUGACGAGCCAAAAUGGACUUACACUGUUAAAUUCUUCGUUUAUCGACGGCACGAUUUACUGUAACGUUGUCCGGGACGCCGUCACAAGAGUGGAAGGAGUUAAUUACGAUCUGAUGAGAAACAAAUACUUUUUACUGAUCGCCGCCGGCACAUCGUUAAAAGAACGGAGUGUAGGCUACCAUGACUUGGCCUAUACCUCAACCGCGGAGGCGAGUGCGCUGUCGGAAAUAAAGUCACUGAGAACCUCGUCAAAGUUGCUUUUGAGGUUACACGGUUCGUUUAUGAUUGUCGCAUGGAUUGGAGCGGCCAGCAUAGGUAUAGUCGUCGCUCGAUAUUACAAACAGACGUGGGUCGGAGGUUCGUGUUGUUCCAAGGACUUGUGGUUUGGGUGGCAUCGUUUGUUGAUGAUGUUCACUUGGAUCCUUUCGUUGGCCGGGUCGGCUUGCAUAUUCGUGGAACUCGGCGAAUGGGUGUCCGGUCCCAGUCAAACUCACGCCCUUUUGGGAGUCGUCACCACCGUGUUGACGUUCUUCCAGCCGAUUUUCGCAGCGUUCCGGCCGCAUCCUGACUCGUCGAAGAGACCGAUUUUCAACUGGAUCCAUUGGCUGGUCGGAAACGCCGCCCACAUAUUCGCCAUUUUAACCAUAUUUUUCGCCGUCACCCUCAGCAAAGCCGAACUCCCAGCAUGGAUGGAUUGGAUACUAGUGGCUUACGUAGGUUUCUACGUCAUCAUCCAUUUAAUAUUGUCGAUAUCGGGUUGCUUGAGUGAAAAAUCGGGAAGUAUGCGCAUAAACACGUUCCCCAUGAAAGAUCUUCACAACGGAAGGAGUCCGAUGAGUUACGAACAACACAAAGAUGCACCGCAUUCUGGAUUCCGGAAAUUCUGGCUGUUCAUUCACGUGUUGUUUAUUGUCUUAAUAACAUCAGUCUUAGUAUUGAUUGUUAUUUUUGCCCCUAUUGACACCAAGUUAAAUUCUCUUCGGGAACAGUUCAGCUAAGAGCUAUCAAAAGCUUUUGUAAUAUUUGUAUUAUAAAUUUAAUUUACUUUUUAAUUGAUUUAUUUUUUAUAUUAUUAUUUAUUAAACCAAAAUAAUUGUUUUAAAUACAGGAUAUUACAUAUUCCUUGAAUAAAAUGUACAGAUAUUCCAAUUAUCAA
This is a messenger RNA of Metopolophium dirhodum (rose-grain aphid), 3038 nucleotides long. RefSeq names its product putative ferric-chelate reductase 1 homolog. The record is from RefSeq and is a predicted model, not a curated record. NCBI's taxonomy places the organism in Eukaryota, Metazoa, Arthropoda, Insecta, Hemiptera, Aphididae. The transcript is spliced from 14 exons. Gene Ontology annotation, molecular function: oxidoreductase activity, acting on metal ions. The coding region runs from base 475 to 2880 and encodes 801 amino acids.